Messenger RNA from Guillardia theta CCMP2712, 429 nucleotides. RefSeq lists its product as hypothetical. The transcript has a single exon. Bases 1 to 429 code for a protein of 142 amino acids. NCBI's taxonomy places the organism in Eukaryota, Cryptophyceae, Pyrenomonadales, Geminigeraceae. The record is from RefSeq and is a predicted model, not a curated record.
AUGUGGAGUUUCCGACAGUCGCAGAUGGUGACAGCGUUUGUGAGCAUGCGGCGAGCUCGAGUCAUCAUGCUGGCGACGGCGCUUGUGAGCAUGCGGCGAUAUCGAGUCAUCAUGAUGGCGACGGCGUUUGUGAGCAUGCGGCGAGCUCGAGUCAUCAUGAUGGCGACGGCGUUUGUGAGCAUGCGGCGAGCUCGAGUCAUCAUGAUGGCGACGGCGCUUGUGAGCAUGCGGCGAGCUCGAGUCAUCAUGAUGGCGACGGCGCUUGUGAGCAUGCGACGAGCUCGGGCCACCGUGGCGACAGCAUCUGUUCAGAACAUUUCCAUCAGAGCCUGCCAGUCUCUCAUGAUCACAACAUUGACAUUGCUCCUCGACGGGGUCGAAAACCAAGGUCGGCACGUCCAGAGAGUCAGUUGCGACAAUAUAUCAUAG